CAUAGUGAUAGAUUUAGCUCUCUUUUUUUUCUUAAUUUGUUCAUCCAAAAUAUGAAAAGUUUUCAGCCAAAUUCAAAAUCCCACCAUCCAUCAAGGCUUGUAAAUCUCAUGAUAAUCUCCUGUUUUCUGUUUCUACUCUAUCUCCUGUUCUCAUUUCUCUUUUUCCCAAACUCAAAAAACCUGAAUUUGUCAGGUUCUCUACAGGAUUUAUCCUCCACAACAUCCCUUGAACAUAUUGUAUUUGGGAUUGCCUCUAAUGAAAGAUCAUGGUCCAAAAGGAAAGAAUAUGUCAGGCUUUGGUGGAGACCUCAGAUAAUGAAGGGAUGUGUUUUUCUGGAAGAAAAGCCACCAAAUUCUACAUCUUCUGAAAAUGAUCAAAUUUCUCUGCCUCCAAUAUGCAUUUCUGGUGACACUUCCAGAUUCAGAUACACCUUCAGGAAUGGUCGAAGGUCAGCGAUUCGCGUAGCUCGAGUGGUAUCAGAAACCGUGGCACUGAACCACGCUGAUGUUAGAUGGUUUGUUUUUGGAGAUGAUGAUACAGUUUUCUUUCCUGAAAAUUUGGUCAAGACCCUGUCGAAAUAUGAUCAUGGCUUAUGGUAUUACAUCGGGACAAAUUCAGAAAAUUAUCAGCAGAAUAAGGGUUUCUCUUUUGAUAUGGCUUUUGGAGGAGCUGGUUUUGCUAUAAGUUAUCCCCUGGCUAAAGUUUUGGCGAAACAUUUAGAUUCUUGCAUCGAUCGAUACCCUCAUCUGUAUGGCAGUGAUGGCAGAAUUCAUGCCUGUUUGACAGAACUUGGAGUUACAUUAACUCAUGAGCCUGGAUUUCAUCAGAUGGAUGUUCGAGGUAAUAUUUUUGGGUUAUUGGCCGCGCACCCGACUAGGCCGUUGGUGUCUCUCCACCAUCUGGAUGCAGUAAAGCCAAUUUUUCCAAAAAUGACAGCAAUGGAAGCUCUGAAACAUUUGCUGGAAGCCACAAAAGUUGAUUCCCAGAGGACUUUGCAGCAAACAGUUUGCUAUGAUAGAUGGUUUUCUUGGACACUUUCUGUUUCUUGGGGAUAUGCUGUUCAAUUGGUGGGGUUCAACGAAUUUCUGCCGGAUGUUGUGCGCAUGCAAGAGACUUAUGUACCCUGGAAAAGGGGUCCUCUGUAUGUUAACCAUAAUCUGAAUACAGCAAAAUAUCAGCCUGAUCCAUGCAAGAGGCCAGUUGUUUUCUUUUUUGACAGGGUUUCCUCUAGCAGAGAUGGAAUAGCAUCCAUUUACAAGAAAACGGAAAAUAAUUGUACUUUUGACAAAAUACAAGAAGUCAGAGUUUUUUCGAAGAAGUUAGACCUUGACAUUAAACAGUUGCAGGCACCAAGAAGACAAUGUUGUGACGUCUUGCCAUCUUCAGCUGAUAGGGUAAUGGAAAUCAAUAUUAGAGAAUGUGGAGCGGAAGAACUAAUUUAUAUGCAUGCUUAGUCCUAUUCUCUGGCUCUCUACCCUAGAGUUAGUGAUGCACAAUCUGUGAGCUAAGUGGGGCUGUGGUUAGGAGUGUAAACGAGUCUAAUCAAACUGAACAACCUAGUACUAAGAUUGUUUGAUUAUUUUAAUGAGUUUAAGAUUUUAUUUAA
Messenger RNA from Coffea eugenioides, 1607 nucleotides. RefSeq lists its product as uncharacterized. NCBI's taxonomy places the organism in Eukaryota, Viridiplantae, Streptophyta, Magnoliopsida, Gentianales, Rubiaceae. Gene Ontology annotation, molecular function: acetylglucosaminyltransferase activity. The transcript is spliced from 3 exons. The coding region runs from base 52 to 1455 and encodes 467 amino acids. The record is from RefSeq and is a predicted model, not a curated record.